AACGAACGGAAUGCAAUCUUCAAUCAAUCAAUUUUAUUUUCACUAAUAAUUUUUUUAUUCCCCCUUUCGAUUUGAAUUCAAAUUUACACUUUUUUUAUUACAAUUACAAUGCUGGAGCCCAUCGCCCGUGCCGUUCAGAGCAACUCUGCUUUCCGCGCUAUCUGCCGCCCUCUCUCCUCCGCCUGGGUCAAUCUUUCUGGUUACCGCCGCUACGGUAUGAGGUACGACGACCUUUUGCGCGAGGAAACCCCUAUUAUUCAGGAAGCCAUCGCUCGUCUUAAUCGUGACGAAACCGACGGCCGUGUGUAUCGCCAGAAGCGCGCUUUCCAGUUGUCACUUUCGCACCAGGAAUUGCCCCUUACCCAGUGGACUAAACCCCAGGAUGACUACAAGUACUUGCAGCCAUUGAUUGAGGAGGUUCGUCUGGAACAUGUUGAGCGUGAUGCUUUUAACUCAAUGACUUUUGUCAAAAAGUAGAAUAUAUAUAUAUAUAUAUUUACUUUUCAAAUUGUUUUUCUCUUUUUUCAUUGGAAUAAGUGAACAAUAAAUAUUUAUUUCAUUUUA
This is a messenger RNA of Kickxella alabastrina, 564 nucleotides long. Its product is annotated as cytochrome b-c1 complex subunit 7. The transcript has 2 exons. Gene Ontology annotation, biological process: mitochondrial electron transport, ubiquinol to cytochrome c. The coding region runs from base 109 to 477 and encodes 122 amino acids. The record is from RefSeq and is a predicted model, not a curated record. NCBI's taxonomy places the organism in Eukaryota, Fungi, Kickxellomycota, Kickxellomycetes, Kickxellales, Kickxellaceae.